Molecule: messenger RNA, 6533 nt
Organism: Tyto alba (common barn owl)
Lineage: Eukaryota; Metazoa; Chordata; Aves; Strigiformes; Tytonidae
Gene: TBCD
Product: tubulin folding cofactor D
Exons: 39
Coding region: 399-4136 (1245 amino acids)
Biological process (GO): microtubule cytoskeleton organization; tubulin complex assembly; adherens junction assembly
Cellular component (GO): lateral plasma membrane
Molecular function (GO): GTPase activator activity; beta-tubulin binding
Source: RefSeq, a predicted model, not a curated record
CUUCUGUGCCCGGCGGCCUGGCAGAAACACGGCCAGAGCGGGGCAGAGCCUGCGCCACGGCCGAGAAAACGAGGGGCGUUUCCCCGGCUCGCUGAAGAAACGUAAAGCACGGGCUGUGGCGGCCGAGAGAUCGCAGGAUCCCGGACACAGAGGGGCCGCCGCCCGCCCGCUCCCCGCCAACCUUCCCCUCAGCCGCCCGCCCGCGCCCCGUUAACCUCAGCUCCCCCUCAGCCGCCCGCCGGCAGGGGCGGGGCCGCCGCGGCAGCGCAGCCGCCUCUGCAGCCGUUGGUCCCGCGCGGCGCCCCGUAGGAGGGAGGUUGCGCCCGGCAGCGCGCGCGGAGCAGGCUGCGGGGAGUGGAGCGGCGUUGCCCGGGGAGCGCGGCCGGCCGGGCGCGGGCAUGGCUUUGGGCGAGAUGGAUGGAGCGGGGCCGGAGGCAGAAGAAGGCAAGAAUCAGGAGCCGGGUGUCAUCGCCACGAGGAAUAUCCUGGAGGGUUUCACAGAAGGUCAGGAAGUCAGGGGGCUCAUCGGCAACCUGAAGGGAGCCUUUGGGGAUAUGGUGACUCGGGAAAUGACCGUGGAAAAAUUCAUAGGUAUAAUGGACAAGUACCAGGAGCAGCCUCACUUGUUGGAUCGCCACUUAGAGUGGAUGAUGAAUUCCUUGUUGGAUAUAGUACGGGACAAGGGAUCUCCUCCUCCGCUAGUGCACCUGGCUUUUAAAUUUCUUUACAUCAUUACAAAGGUGAGAGGCUACAAACUUUUCCUCCCACUGUUUCCUCAUGAAGUAGGUGAUUUACAGCCAGUUUUGGAUAUGCUUGUAGACCAGAAUCCAAAAGACUCUGAGACUUGGGAAACUCGUUAUAUGCUUUUAUUAUGGCUCUCCAUGAUAUGCUUGAUUCCUUUUGAUCUGGCCCGUUUUGAUGGAAAUAUUAUUUCUGAGGAAGGGCAUGCUCGUAUGCCAACAAUGGAUCGCAUACUUAAAAUAGCUAAAUGUUACUUGAUUGUCAGUGAUAAGGCUCGAGAUGCAGCUGCUGUACUGGUUUCAAAAUUUAUUGUCCGCCCUGAUGUCAGGCAAAAAAGGAUGGCAGACUUCCUGGACUGGACACUUUCAAUGUUAUCUAAGUCCUCCUUCCAGACCAUGGAGGGAACCGUUGUUAUAAAUGGCAUGCUCCAGGCCCUGGCACAGUUAUUUAAACAUGGCAAAAGAGAAGACUGUUUACCAUAUGCUGCUACUGUUCUUGUGUGUCUUGAUAACUGCAAGCUGUCACAAAGUAAUCAAAUGGUUCUUCGCAAACUAGGGAUGAAACUUGUUCAGCGACUUGGACUGACAUUUGUGAAACCAAAGGUAGCAAAAUGGAGAUACCAGCGUGGCUGUCGAUCUCUGGCUGCCAAUCUGCAAGCUCAGGGUUCAGUUGUGCAGAAUCAAAUUAUAACAGUUGCUGCUGAUGAUGCUGACGAUGAGGAGGAAUAUGACAUUCCAGGAGAGAUUGAAAACGUUGUAGAGCAAUUGUUGGUUGGACUGAAAGACAAAGACACUAUUGUCAGGUGGUCUGCAGCGAAAGGAAUUGGUAGAAUAACUGGAAGACUUCCAAAAGAAUUAGCAGAUGAUGUGAUUGGGUCUCUCUUGGACUGUUUUAGUUUCCAGGAAACAGACAAUGCAUGGCAUGGUGGAUGCCUGGCUCUGGCCGAAUUAGGCAGAAGAGGAUUGUUACUCCCUUCCCGAAUUUCAGAUGUUGUUCCUGUCAUUUUGAAAGCGCUGUCAUAUGAUGAGAAGAGGGGGGCAUGCAGCGUGGGUUCCAAUGUAAGAGAUGCAGCGUGCUAUGUGUGCUGGGCCUUUGCUCGUGCUUAUGAUCCUGCAGAACUCAUACCAUUUAUUAAUCAGAUUUCAAGUGCAUUGGUUAUUGCUGCAGUAUUUGAUCGUGAUGUUAAUUGCAGAAGAGCUGCUUCUGCUGCCUUCCAGGAGAAUGUUGGGAGACAGGGCACUUUUCCACAUGGCAUAGACAUUCUAACUGCAGCUGAUUAUUUUGCUGUUGGUAACAGAGUUAACUGUUAUCUGACUAUAAGCGUGUAUAUUGCUGGCUUUCCUGAGUAUACACAGCCAAUGAUUGAUCAUUUAGUUAACAUGAAGAUUAACCACUGGGAUAGUGUUAUUCGAGAACUUUCAACCAAAGCUCUGCAUAACCUUACUCCACGGGCUCCUGAAUACAUGGCAAAUGUGGUUUUGCCAAGACUUCUGCCUUUAUCAGUGGGCACAGAUCUGCACACACGCCAUGGGGCAAUUCUUGCCUGUGCUGAGAUCACCCAUGCACUAUGUAAACUAGCAGAAGAGAGUAAGAGAUCUGUAACAUAUUAUUUCAAUGAAAAAUCAUUGGAGGGACUUAAGCAAAUCCAUCCAGAGCUUUGCAGUCGUCAACUGUACAGGGGUUUAGGUGGAGAACUGAUGAGACCAGCUGUCUGCACAUUAAUUGAAAAGUUGUCACUAUCAAAAAUGCCAUUUAGAGAAGAUCCAAUAAUCGGUGGCUGGCAGUGGUUAAUAAAUGACAGUCUAAGAAGUCUCACUCUUGUUUCAAGCACUGCACGACAGCAUAUAAAGGAGUCUGCGGUCUCUGCACUGGCUGCACUGUGUAAUGAAUAUUACAUCAACGAAAAGGGAGAAGCUGAUCCAGCUGUACAGGAUGAGCUGGUGACACAGUACGUUUCAGAACUACAAAACACAGAGGAAAUGAUUCGUUGUGGCUUUUCACGAGCUCUUGGGGCCCUUCCAAAAUUUCUGCUAAAGGGCAGGCUCCAACAGGUUUUGGAAGGUUUGAAAAAAGUUACAUCAAUUUCCCCUGCAGACGUGAGCUUUGCAGAAUCCAGAAGAGAUGCUCUCAUAGCAAUUGCAAAGGUUUGCCAGACAAUAGGUGUAAAGGGAGAAGGAUCCCAGGAAGAAUAUGUCUGCAAAGAUAACGUUACUCAGAUUUAUGCUACACUACUUAAUGGUGUGACUGACUACACCACAGACAGCCGGGGAGAUGUGGGAGGAUGGGUACGUGAAGCUGCUAUGACAAGUUUAAUGGAAGUGACGCUUCUGCUGGUUCAGAAUGAAGCGGAGUUAAUUAAUGCCAACAUCUGCAAACAGAUUAUGUGCUGGCUGGCUCAACAGUCAGCUGAAAAAAUAGAUAAAUUUCGAGCUCAUGCAGGAUCUGUGUUCCUUACUCUUUUACAUUUUGACCAUCCACCAGUUCCACACAUACCUCAUCGAGAAGAGCUAGAGAGGAUAUUUCCAAGGUCAGAGAAAGAGACUCUAAACUGGAAUGCCGCUUCAGAAGCUUUCCCUCGAAUCACCCAGCUUUUGGCUUUGCCAACAUACCAAUACUAUGUGCUUUUGGGUCUCUCAGUGUCUGUUGGUGGAUUAACAGAGACAACGCUCAGAUACUCUGCCCAGAGCCUUUUUGACUACAUGAAGAAAAUCCAGAAUGAUUCCAGUGCUAUGGAGAGCUUUUGUGAGACGUUGCUAAAGGUCUUUGAAGACAACCUGCGGAAUGACCGGGUGUCGGUACCUCUCCUGACAAUGCUGGACCAAAUGCUGGCAAAUGGCUGUUUUGAUAUAUUUACCAUGCAAGAGGACCAUCCCUUUUCAGUGAAGUUAUUUACCCUUUGUAAAGAAGAGAUCAAAAGAUCCAAAGACAUCCGGAAGCUUCGCUCCAGCAUUGGAGUGUUUUGUGGCCUGAUUCAAUUUCAAGGAGACAUGAGGGAGAAAGUUUUCUUUCAGUUGUUUCUUCUUCUUUGCCAUCCAUUUCCUGUCAUACGGAAGACGACAGCCAGUCAGGUUUAUGAAAUGCUGAUAACCUACAGUGAUGUAGCUGAUCCUGCCAUUAUGGAUGAGGUUAUGACCAUACUCAGCGAUACCAACUGGGAAGCUGAGCUGCCAGUAGUAAGAGAGAAACGCAACUGUCUCUGUGAUCUCAUGAAAGUGCCCAAACCGCAGCUGGUGUCCAAGGUGAAGUAUGGAACCGUGCUCCGGGGGGGGUUAAGGAAACACAGUGAUGAUCAGUUGUUCCACCCCAUCUACCGCGUCCUUCUGUGCGACAGAUGCAGUUCUCCACUGCGUCAUGGAUGUGUCAGUGUGCACCAGGAGGAACGUCCUCUCAGCUAACUACAGAGAAUAUACGGAAUUGCUGAAGACUGUUGUCUUAAGCCCUUCCAGUCUCGUUUCUUGAAAACCUUCCAGACAUGUAGUGUGACAUCUUACUUGGGCAAAAUGCAAGAAUGAAAUAAUGCGGUACAGAUGUUCCAGACACUGUUCAUCUGCCCUUUCUGGGGAAAUAAAAAGGAUAAAAACUUCCCAGUCAAUAUCAACAACAAAAUUGUGACGUGGUUGUGCAAGCCACAGAAAUCUAACACUGCCCAAGAGGAAGAAUAUAAUCCAAAAGCUAAUACCGACGGCAUAUCCAUAUGUAGGUCCCAUUUAAUUUCGAUAGGUUCGAGUUGCCCAUCUGCUCUGUAUUUCACAAGUACAGAAUCUUCUGCUUUGGUAAGGGUUUCUGAGAGGUUCCUUUCCUCUCUGUCCAAAAAUGAGGAGGCUCAAUUAUUACUGUCUUAGAGAACACGUGCUAACAUGACAAGCUACUUCCCUAGGGUCACAAGCACCCACAGCAUGUAAUCUAUCCUAUAAACUGAUUAAGUUUAAAAAUAGCGGUAUAUCAAUUUAAAAAUUAGAAAGGCCAAGACUCUUACCUCGUAGUUCUAGAAAGUUUUAUCCUUUGUAAUUAUUUUAGAAUUCAGGAACAUCACCUGUGCAGUCUUCUUUCUAAAGUUUUUCCUAGUAGGGUGGAUCUUCGUUCCCUUUAUUUAUCUAAAAUACUUGAACACCAUUAAGUUUAUUUUCAUUACUAGAAUUAUGCAAAGCAUUAUUUUGUUGUUGCCCUGCACAGCUCCACUUCAGAAUUGCAUUAGCCUUUUUCACAGCUGCGGCGUCUAAAGGUGAUCUUCGCUCAUGGAGCUUUUAGAGGCCUUUGGACUGGCUCGCUGUGGCAUUACCUUGUGCACAUCAGCCAGUUCUUCCUCUGUAAUAUUCUGAUAAUCCUUUACACUGAAGAUGCUUCCUAAUGUAAGUAGGUCCUAUGGUUUGAGUUGUCAUGGAUAUAAAAAUAUAUAUGGAUUUUUGAAAUGUGUAUUUUAAAAAUUGGUCAGAGGACUAAUAACUAACUAAAAUAUCUAUAAAUAACCCUCAAAGACACCCUGCUGUCCCCGUAGCAGUUUCUUUACUCAUCUUCCAGUUUUACCAUCGUGUCUACAGUCUUCUGCUUUUACUACAAUUUUAUGAAACUUGCAACUAACAUUUUUGUAAUUUUGGAAAACAAGAAUCAGAACCUCUUGCCCAUACAACAAUUGUUUUUAGAGCAAAAAUUGACCUGAGCAUUGCUGUUUCAAGGUUUUCUAGUCAGCUAAGAUAAAUGUUAUGUUUAAAAUAAAGAUAUGUCACAAGAUGAACUUCUGAACUCAAAAAUAACUUAUUUCAACUCCCUAAUUAUUGGAAGCUGAGAGAAGCCUGACAAGUUAGGAGAAAACCAUCUCUAAUAUAAACAGAAUAAUAAGAAAUAGUCAAAUAUACAGACAGGUAUUUUGGAUGCAGCUGUUACCAAUAGUAUCACAUGCAGUCUGGAACUUAGCUGCUGAAUUUGGAACUUUACCAUUUCCUCCUCUUUUAACAUAAGCAAAUAGCUAGUGUAACUUUGAGCGGGAAGUUAAGCCUGCACCUGCACCGAGAUGGAGCUCACUCUGAGAGCGAUACUGAACGCGGAGCAUUUCUCACAGCUGUCCCCAUGUCCCCACUAGCAGCCACCGUGUGCUCACACAACACUCUGCUCUUCUUCAGGAGCUCGUAGACCCUGAGAACCGGGGAGAAACAGUAGAGGAAGCCAAAGUAUAACAUUAUGAAAAGGUGAAAUCAACACCUGCCAUUCCUUUAAAAUUUGUACAACUGAAAUUGAGUAAGGGGCAGUCAAAAAGUAAAUGUUACAGCUUUGUGCAUCUGUAUUUUCUUCGUUUAGUUUCGUUAACGACAUGAUUGGGAUAAUGUUAAAUCAUGAUACGUGCGUACUCCGUGUGACCUCUCUUUUUUUCCCUCUCUCUCCUGCAGAGUUCGGCACAGUGAUGCUGCAGGCAGGGGCUGCUGGUUUCUAAAGGGAAGCUCUUGGUUCCGGUGCCGUUAGGACUGGAGGAGUUCUGCUGCCGCAUCCUCACAAACGGGAUUCUCAGCACGAGCUGCGAAGUGCACUGGUUAACAGCAUAAGAGGCAGAGAUUGCGUCUUAAAGCAUUGUGCAGAUAUGCCAUAAGAAGGCAACAAAAGAUUCAUUAUGUUUUCAGUUUUUAAAGUCAUUAUCUGUAGCCACAAGAUGGCGGUUUCUCUUCAUACUUCUGUCACAACUGACCUCGGGGUUUUUUGAUGUCAAUGAUUUAUACUUCUCUAACUGAAUGGAGCCAUUCAGCCUGUGCUUGCUGUACACACAUCAAGUAUUAAACCUGACUUGCUGCAUUAGUCUCUUAAAA